GGGAGGAGAUGCUGAGGCGGCAGCGCUGCCGGUUGGUAACCUCGGCUCUUCCUCCCAGCAGGGUGCCUUUCCCGUGGCACCCGGGGAUGCUGCCCUGACACCCACAUCCCCAGGUGCUGACCCUGUGGUUCCAGCCAUGGCUGCGUGCCCUGAAGGGAUCCCUGCUGAGAUGCAAGAGGGCAUCGCUGCCUUCCUGGGAACAAAGAAGAUCCUCCUGGUGAUGAGCAUCCAGUUGCAGGUGAAAUCCAAAUAUGACGAUUAUAUCUUGGUGCUGACACCUUGGCGAGCCUACGUGCUGCCGGUGAUGCUGCCGGUGAGGGUUCACAGCAGCUUCAGCUUCCUGGAAGUGAGGGAGAUGACAGUGCGAGAGCCCAGCCUGGUUGUCAUAGAAACGGAUGCACUGUCUUAUGCCUUCCGGUUCAUGUCCUUCGAUGAUUUGGAGCAAGUUGUCAUCCAUGUCACUACAUCACUUAAGAAGGUCUUUCCAGACUCAUCCCCUGGGACACUGCUCAAGAACUCCCCCCCCAACCUGUACGAGAGGAUCCGACAAAUCACGGACUCACUGGAGGAAAUGCUGCAGAGCAACCCCGGGCCCUGUGGAGGGUUUUCAGAGACCUACGCUGCUUUAUGUGAUUACAACGGCUUUGCCUUCCGCGAGGAGAUCCAGUGGGAUGUGGACAACAUCUACCACAGCCAGGACUGCCAGGAGUUCAACCUGCUGGACUUCAGCCACCUGGAGAGCCGAGAUGUGGCACUGAGCGUCGCUGCCUUGUCCUUCAACCUGUGGUUCACCAAACUCUCCUGCAAGGACUUCAGGCUGAACCAGGAGAUUCUGGAGCAGCUGCUUUACAUGCUCAGCAAAUCGGUGGCGCUGGAGGAGCUGGUGCUGGAAAACAGUGGAUUGAAAGCUGACUUUGCACAGAGGAUGGCCCAGGCGCUCAGCAACCAUCCUGACUCUGUCCUGCACACCAUCAACCUUGCUGGCAACCAGCUGGAAGACAGAGGGAUUGUUGCCUUCAGCAAGCACGUGGAGAAGAGCCCCAAGGGGCUGCAGAGCCUCAGCCUGGCCAGGACAAUGCUCACUGCCAAAGGGAUGAACACGUUAUGCAAGGCCCUCAGAGAUAACAGCGCUGUUGGAUCCUCCCUCCGGCACUUGGACCUCUCUGGAAACCCUGGCACGCUGGCUGGGGAUGACAUCAGUAACCUGCAGAGCUUCCUCCGCCGGUGCCACGCACUCUCCCACCUCAACUUGGCCGGCACAGACUGCGCUUUGGAUGCUCUCUUCGGAGCCCUGGUCCAUGGAUGCCACACCAGCCUCGUUCAUCUGGAUCUCUCAAAAAAUGUGUUCUCCCACAAGAGAGUGAAAACCAUCUCCCCCUACAUCAAGGAGUUUUUCAGCCAGGCCUGUGCCCUUAGGCACGUCUCCCUGGCGGGUACCAGGCUGCCAGCGGAUGCUGUAAGGGCGCUGCUGCAAGGGCUGGCAGACAACAGUCACAUCAGCGACCUGUGUCUGGAUCUCAGUAACUGUGAGCUGAGGUCAGCGGGGGCUCAAGUCAUCCAGGAUCUCAUCCCCGAUGCCAGCUCCAUCGGUGACCUGGACUUGUCUGACAACGGCUUCGACCCUGACAUGGUGACGCUGGUGCUCUCCAUCGGCAGAAGCAAGUCCAUUAGGCACGUCUCUCUGGGGAAAAACUUCAACAUCAAGUCCAAGGAGGGGCUGGUGGAUGUCCUGCACCGCAUCGUCCAGCUCACCCAAGAGGAUGACUGUCCUCUCCAGUCCCUGUCUGUGGCCGAAUCACGCCUCAAGCUGGGAACCACCGUCCUGCUGAGUGCCCUGGGCAGUAACACCAGCCUCGUCGCUCUGGACAUCAGUGGCAAUGCCAUGGGGGACACAGGGGCCAAGAUGUUAGCCAAGGCUCUGCAGAUCAACACGAAGCUCAGGACUCUGGUUUGGGACAGGAACAACACAACUGCUCACGGACUCCUCGAGGUGGCUCAGGCUUUGGAGAGGAAUUACACACUCAAGUUGAUGCCUUUGCCGAUGAAUGACGUGGCGCAGGCAUACCGCAACAACCCCGAGAAAACGGAGGAGGCAGUGCACAAGCUUCAGUCCUGCCUGACGAGGAACCAGCUGCAGCGCACGCUGCUCGCUCAGACCUUCCGGCUGCAGCAAGGCAUCCUCACCACAUCUUCUGAACAGAUGGUGAACGAGAUCUGCCUGAGCGUGCAGAAGCACGUCGACAUCCUCAGCGCCUGCCCGGGCAAGGAGGUGGAGGCGGACAUCCUCUGUGCCGAGGAGGCCAUCAGGAAUGCCAACCUCUCCAUCAGCAUCUUGCCCCUCUUGUACGAAGCGGGAAACACGCCGUACCAGAACGGCAAGCUGCAGCACAAGCUGGAGUGUCUCACAGAAGAAGCAUCACAGAUGUGUGGCCGGGAGAUCCAGGCAAUCAUGCAGACAGUGCUGGAUACGGCACACAGUCUCUGCCCGGCCGUAGUGCAGAAGAGCGGGGUCAGGGACCAGCUGGUCAAUGCCAUGUCAGAGCGGAUCUACCUCCAGGAUCACCUCAACCUCAGCGCCGUUUUGGACCAGAUGGUCAUCGAAGUCUUCAACAAGCUGAAUGAAAUCAAGCUGUCUGUCACAGCCGCCGUGGCCGACUGCAUCGUGGAUGCUGUGCUUGGAGACCUGACCACCGCCCAGUGCAAGCUGGCAGAGAGCCUCCCCAAGCAGGGGCUCGACCUCCCGGCGCUGCUGCCGGAGCUGGCUGAGGACGAUGCCACCAUGCCGGCGAGGAGCAGGAAUCCUCCGGACAUCGCUGUGGAGGAGCAGUACAAGAUGGCCCUGCGGAGGAAAAACAAGCAUUUCAGAAGCAUUCGGCCCACGCCAACAGUGAGAAGUGUCUCGGAGCUGGAGCCGGUGGCAGGUAAGGACGCCAGCGGGCUCCGAGCUCACCGGGCGCCGCCGUCACUCAGCCCCGCCACGCCGCCGGCACGCCCUGCCUCCACAAAGGAUGCUGAGCCUGCGAGCGGCUCGCUCCCCGCCACGCAGCCUGCCACCACCACCGCCACCGGAUCCCUUAUGGACCUGCCGACCGCCGGCGAGAAGCUGGAGCAUUGCACCAAAGCCAGGCCCCGGCCCAACCGCCGGCACAAGCAGCCGCCCAGCAAGCCGAAUGUGCAGCCCGUGGCCUGUGAGAACAGUGAGGACAGGAGCAUCACCCGUGUGGACGAGGGGCUGGAGGACUUCUUUGCCAAGAGGCUCAUCACAGAGGCACUGCCCCCCACGGCUCCGGAGACCUGCACAGGAUCAGCCCCGCUGGCCCCCUCUGGCUCUCGUACCCUCAAGAAGAAAAUUGGGAAUUUUUUUGCCUUCAAGAAACCCAAAUCCAGCCGGGGCUCGAGAUGUGAGAAGGAGCCCGAGGGUGGCCCUGCUGCCCCAAGAAGCAGGCGCUCGAUGCUCAGUGACAUUUUACGGGCCCCCAGCAAGGCGGGCGAGGCGGGCAAGCUGCUGAGUAAAUCGGAGGAAGGGGGGCUCGCUGCCGAGCCCCGGGCAGAGCCUGAGCACUGCCAGACCCCCGACUCUGCCCGCAGGAUCCGGCCCAAGUACUCACGGGAGGGCAAAUCCCAGUCGCUCAUAUUGCUAUCUGGGGAGGAUGAGGAUGCACUGGGGGUCAGACAUGACAAGAAAAGACACCUGGAGAAGAGUGAGGGGGAGCUGCCUGGCUCCUUCGAGCAGCGCGUGCAGGUCAUGCUCCAUCGUAUUGGUGUCACCAAGGGCCCAGCCGCUGAGAGCAAGAAGCAGCAGGUUUCUUUCCCCUUGCAGAGCAAAGACAGCGAGAUCAAGAAAGCUGGCUCAGACGGGGACAUUGUGGACAGCUCUGGGGACACCCCCCAGUCCCUGAAGGCCCGCACGCACUCCGUGUCCACAGAUGCACCGUUCCGCAGCUCGGCUGCUGCAGUGGAGCCCCGGCCAGCCUGGAAAGCCCUGGCGAGACAGCUGCCUGCUGAGCCGCAGGGCACCAGCUCCCACCAGCCACGGUGCUCCCUGGUCCUGGCCGAGCCCAGUGAGCCUGGGGGCCGAGAGGGCUGGAGCAGCAGCCUGCCACGGCCAGGGAGGAGCGCGCCGGCCACGCUGCCGCGGAGGGUCAGCCAUGGCGGGGAGGCAGCCAGCGGCAGCCCCCCACCUGCACUGCCUGACACUGAAGACAACCGGCUGACACCGAGGCUGGCAGCGCCGCGGGGCAUCAGCCGCCGAGCUGUGUCCGUCCAUGAGGAGCAGCUCAGGGAGCCUGAGUGCCUGGCAGAGCUGGGAGCAGGCACUGUGCCCCUGCGCCUGCGGCGGUCACCUGUGUUCAGACGGAGAACCAAGCAUGAAUCCCUCCCAGAGCCAGAAGGCGAGCCCGGACUGCCCUCAGACUCUGCAGGUGCCACGCCGCAGGACGGGCCCUGUGCUGGGCUGGCGGAGCCACAGGGUGGAGUGGGCACCGAAGGCGAGCAGCUGCAAGCCCUGGCACAAACUGUUGUGAAUGCACAAGACUCCGCAGCCGUAGACCAAAGACGCCUGGUGCCAGGCCGGGGGGAGCCAACUCCGGGACAGUGACACCCCUGC
Molecule: messenger RNA, 4606 nt
Organism: Cuculus canorus (common cuckoo)
Lineage: Eukaryota; Metazoa; Chordata; Aves; Cuculiformes; Cuculidae
Gene: CARMIL2
Product: capping protein regulator and myosin 1 linker 2
Exons: 40
Coding region: 137-4597 (1486 amino acids)
Biological process (GO): cell migration; regulation of Arp2/3 complex-mediated actin nucleation
Cellular component (GO): lamellipodium; plasma membrane
Molecular function (GO): protein binding
Source: RefSeq, a predicted model, not a curated record